AACAAACGUUUUUCCUCAGUGGUGCUGGUAUUAUUGAGAAUUUGCACUAUAAGCAAAUUUAUGAUCGAAGAGAGUGCGAGAAGAACGUGCUGGAACGUGUAAAGGCAAAGAUGGAAUUAAUAAGAGCUAGCAACAGAGAAAAUUACAAAAAGGCAAAUGCAACUAGACAGCAUUCGGAAUUCGAUUCGAGUGAGCAUAUAAGUUCGCAGGACGAAAAUAUUAGCAUAUCAUCUCAAAAGCCAAUAAAAACUAUGAAAUCAAAAUCUAUAAGCUUAACACACCCAUCACCACCGAAAAGGCGAGACUUACGUCUGCACCCGCAUGCUGUGCGUACAGGAGACUACUAUAUGUUUGAGGAAUAUAAUGAUAUUGAUGAACCUAUUUUGUAUGAAGAGCAUGACUUUCUGGAAAAAGAGGAUACACGUCAAAUGCUUAUUUAUUCUAAAAAAAAAUUGGAUCACGGAACGUCACGGAACGGCAGUAGCGUGACGUUUCGGUUAAACCGGCUAUCCCGUAACUAUCGUUUUGUGCACAAGGUACUCUCGGCAGAGAAAAAGACGUUACAAGACAUUAGUACAAUGAAUCGGCUUGGACUAGUCAAUACUGCAGCGAUGUUCAGCUUUUUAAAUCAAUCCCUUUACGACAAACAGUUGGAUGCCAUUAAUCCUCCACCAAAAGAAUCGACGCCUGAUUUGAUAUCAAAGAGCGAGGACUUUACGACACUUAACCAUAAUAAUUUUGUACAAAUGUUAAUUUCUUUGUGGUAUGCCAUUAUUGCCAAUACGGAAGUGGUCAGCUAUUUGGCUGUAUUCGUCAACCAGGCUGCAAAUUCUUCAAUAAUUUCGUUGCCAAUGCCUUUUCUGGUCCUUUACUGGGGUGCCCUUACAUUACCGCGUCCAACAAAGAAUUUCUGGGUUACGCUUAUCACAUACACGUUGGCAAUGAUUUUUUUGAAGUGCAUAAUGCAUCAAAAAAUCGUUCUUGACCCCAAGCUUAUAAAACUGGCCAAGACAACAGAUUUUGAGCUAUUUACAAAGCAUGGCAAAGCGGUAUAUGAUCUGUUGCUCUUGGUUGUAUUAUUCUGGCACCGCUAUAUGCUGAAAAAGCAAGGAAUUUGGAAUAUACCAAGAUCAGAAACGGACCCGGUAAAACUAAACCAAACCAAUAGCAAAACUUUUAGCAAAGAACGACCAACAGAUAUUUUAAAGCGACUCAGGGAAGAGUCAGGAAGUGAACCUAAAGAAUCUACUGCCUAUCGUUCUAAUACAAGUGAAUUGGAACGGGAUAUUGAUGACUUGUUACGACCGGGAAUGGAAAAUAAAUAUGUUUAUCAUAACAUCGAAUCAGAGAACUAUCGCUUUGCCAUGAAUAGUUUAGAACACAAAGGUGGACCUUCAUCUGCAAUAAAUAAAUUUUUUCUUGCUCUACUUCACAAGGCACGUUUAUCUACCGAUGUAUAUACGUUACUGUUCUUAUGUGACUUUAUAAAUUUCUUUGUCUUGUUAUUUGGAUUCCCAAAGUUUGUG
This is a messenger RNA of Drosophila virilis, 1526 nucleotides long. RefSeq names its product piezo-type mechanosensitive ion channel component. NCBI's taxonomy places the organism in Eukaryota, Metazoa, Arthropoda, Insecta, Diptera, Drosophilidae. The record is from RefSeq and is a predicted model, not a curated record. Gene Ontology annotation, cellular component: plasma membrane. Gene Ontology annotation, biological process: regulation of membrane potential; detection of mechanical stimulus; cellular response to mechanical stimulus. Gene Ontology annotation, molecular function: monoatomic cation channel activity; mechanosensitive monoatomic ion channel activity.